Molecule: messenger RNA, 1117 nt
Organism: Drosophila suzukii
Lineage: Eukaryota; Metazoa; Arthropoda; Insecta; Diptera; Drosophilidae
Product: probable palmitoyltransferase ZDHHC24
Molecular function (GO): palmitoyltransferase activity
Source: RefSeq, a predicted model, not a curated record
AAAGGCGUUUAGCAACACUUUCUCAGCUGGGGGCGUAGAAAUAACGGGAGCAAAAUGAUUUUGCGCUCGUGGGAUCGGGUUAAGCCUCGAUCCAUGUCGGAUUUCGCAUGUUUCCUCCUGGUGGCGAUCUUCGUGCCCGUGACGUACGUCUUCCAGGUGACCAUUGUGAUGCCGGAGCUGUUUGCCAUGGGGGGCGUUUGGUACACUAUACUCUGGGUGGCCAGCCUGUUCCUCAUCUUCAACAUCACCUCCAACAUGCUGGCCUGCAUGCUGGUGGACACAAGCAUUCGAAAGGAGCUCCUGAAGCCACCGGUGGAUCCCGGGCAGUUGGCGCGUUGGCACAUUUGCCACGAUUGCCAGACGCUGGUUCCUCCUCGCUCCUGGCACUGCGAGGUGUGCAAUGUGUGCGUACUGAAGCGGGAUCACCACUGUCGGUUCACCUGCUGCUGCGUCGGACACCACAACUAUAGGUACUUCUUCUACUACCUGGUCUACAUGAUUAUCGGAUCUUUGGCGGCCGCAAUCUUUGAGAGCAUCUACCUGUGGCACCUCCAUCCAGACAUCUACUGGCGCUGGUCCACACUGUUCACCAUCUUUGGGCCCGUCGUUAGCCUUUUGCUGUACCCUAGCUGGGAGACCUUCUAUGUGGUCAUUUACGACCUCACCCUGCUGGGAUUUGCCAUAUCGUCGCUGCUCCUGGUCUUCCACUGGUCCAUAGUCAAGAGCGGUUCGGUGACGAGGGAGCGGGGCACCAGAAAGUACGAUCGCGGCUUGCGAGGCAACCUUGAAAUGGUGCUUGGCAAGCGGAUGCAUCUCACCUGGCUGUCGCCUUUUCUACGCAGCGAUCUGCCCCACGAUGGGGUGAACUGGGAACCCACAGCCGCCUUCUCUCCGAAGGAGGAUUAGUUCACACUUGUGCCCUUACCAUCCUUGGCACCAAUAUCGGAUUAAUAUGGUAUAAGUGGCGUUUACUUAUAUUUAUUUUAUAUCAAGAUACUAAUCAUUAAAAUUGUAGGGUCGUCACUUUAAGUCUUAAAGUUUAAAUCAUUCUAGUCGAUACCUGUACCUCAAUAUGUAUUAUUUUACCUGUGUAGUAUUUAAAUUUCCUGUUCAUUCA